AAUCGGUGGUCCUGGAGUGAAGUCACGCAAGACUUCUGUUCCGUCCUCGUAAAACCAUUAGACGUAAUCACUUCGUAGUUAAGAAGAUUAGUAUGCAGGGCGUUGUGGCGCCUCUACUGAUCGUGCUUCUUCUAGCACACUGGUUCCCUGUGACAACCUGCCUUGCCAAUAAGAGAAUUCUUCCUCCAAGUGACAUGAACUUGAGUAAACAUGGCAACAUGGCGCCUGGAAGUGAAUACGGAGGCGUGAGUUCAGUUGUGACGAACAUCUAUGAAACCUACUUGACAGGAUGUCACCUGCUGCUCAUCACAGGCGGAGAGGGGACUCAUCUUUCACGCCUGGUGAUGGGAGGUCUAAGAGACGCUUACAUUCCUGGGGCGAUUUUGAACUUACAACUGACCUCGUUUGACCAAUCGGAUGCCCUCUUGCCCCAGCUGAGGGAAGGGGAAGAGAAGGUGACUUGUCGGGUGUUCCUCUUUGACCUCACGGGCAGUGGGAGUCCAUCGCUUGCCCUAGAAUUCAUGGACAAAGUCCAGCUGUUCUUGAUACGCCACACCCACGUACUCUUCAUCGGCUCCCCGGAUCACCUGCAGGCGUCCCUCCAGGACAAGGCCCUCUGGAACAGCGUCAGAGUCCUGUACUUGGCAGUGAUGCCCACUCGAGAGUCACCCCAGGGGUCUGUGGCUGCUGCGGUGAAAUCGGCCAUCAAAUACAGAAGACAAGGACAAGACCGUGCCGUGGGUCUGUUGGCGCCACAGACAGGCUUUUCAGAAUCAGUGGUCGUGUACUCCCGGUGCCUUUUCUGCGACAGAGGCGAAGCUGGAAUUCGUCUGAUGAACAAGUGGACUCCAAAAACUGGCUUUGUUUGGGACAACAGUCUGUUCGAAGACGAGUUCGCUGACAUGAACGGGCAUCAGUUAAAGAUCGUUCAGCUCGACUGGUAUCCAUUCCUCGAUUACGACAGGGACACCAACGAGACUUCCACCACAGUUACCCCCAAGGAUUCGGUCGACAUUCGCAUGCUCAGUGCCAUCGCCAAAGUGCGCAAUUUCACGUACGUCAUGCGGGUGCCGUGGGACGAGCAGUGGGGCGUCAUGACGCCGACUGGAAACUGGACUGGAAUGAUUGGGACUCUGCAGCACCACAAGGCCGAUUUUUCCAUGUCCGUGACGUACCUGAGAGAGCGCCUGUCGGUGAUAGACUACACAAGAGUCUAUGUGAUCGAGCCUCUGGUCCUUGUUUCGUCCAAACCCCGCCAGAUACCCUCGUAUUUGGCGUUGAUUCAGCCCUUCGAAGGAGAGUUGUGGGUGGGCAUUUUAAUCUCGACCGCAUCAGCCGGAAUCGUCCUCUGGGCACUGCAGCUCAUGUGGUCCAGGGUUUCUGGAAAACCUGGCCUGCCCCUGGACAUAUCGUUCCUUUCUACCUUGAGCACCAUAUUUGAGAAACCCACAGCCACGUUACCUCAAAAUUCCAGCGGAUUGACGUUCUUGGUAUGGUGGUGGGUCUAUUGCACCCUCAUCACCGUCGUCUACAAGUCCUCAUUGGUGGCUCACUUGUCAGUCCCUGGAAAGUCUCCUACCAUAGACUCAUUUGAGGAGCUCCUGCAGAAACAAGGGUUUACCUGGGGAUUUGAGAACGCCCACCUUGCUUGUUACGCCUGGUUGAAGUACAACGAAGUUCCCGCUAUCCAGGAGGUUUUCAAGAAACUGGAGAUCCAAGAAAUUCCGGGUCAGAUGACCCGCGUUCUGAAAGGGAAGCACGUCUUGAUCGUCAAGAAGUUCAGGAUCAAGUCCAUUGUCGCAGCGUCGUACACAAACAGAUUCGGAUACACUCCCGUCUAUUACUCUAAGGCCGAAUACUUCAGAUCCGGCCACGGGUGGGGGUUCAGAAGAAACGCCCCCUUCAAGAGAGUCAUAGACCUAAUGAAACAGCGGCUGAUAGAAGCAGGACUCGUGUAUCACUGGAUAAACCAAAUGAUCGGUUCCCCGAGGAAAAAAGAAUGCAAGGAUGCGAACUGUCCCAAGGAGAAGGAAGAGAAGAAGUCUGAAAAUCCUGCACAGCUCAGCGAGGUUCAAGGAAGUUCGUCGGAAAACGUCGUCUUAAGUUUGUACCACCUGCAGACAGUUUUCUACCUCUUUGCCUUAGGCUUGACCGCAGCCCUGAUUGCAUUUAUGUGUGAAAACUGGGUCUUCUUGUGCACUCAGAAGACGCGUCCAGUAACAGCCUCCGAAGAGAUUUAAGCCAUUCCUGUCAGUUUUCAUUCAUUACGGAAAGUUUUUUUUUAAUCUCCUUUUUGGUAUUUGUUCUAGUGUACGUUAAUUUGUAUUUGUGGUAUAUUUUCAAGGGUCCUGUUAUUUAAUCUUGAAGAUUUACAAUAACUUUGCAGUGAUUUAAAUCUUCAUUUGAACUCUGUUUUCUUAAAAUGGAUUGUAAUUAGAUAAGAUUUUUGAUCAACUGCAUAUGAAACGCCAUUAGAAAAGGUGUGUG
Molecule: messenger RNA, 2487 nt
Organism: Macrobrachium nipponense
Lineage: Eukaryota; Metazoa; Arthropoda; Malacostraca; Decapoda; Palaemonidae
Exons: 13
Coding region: 93-2240 (715 amino acids)
Cellular component (GO): membrane
Molecular function (GO): ligand-gated monoatomic ion channel activity
Source: RefSeq, a predicted model, not a curated record